Vicia faba (fava bean) is the source of this 324-nucleotide messenger RNA. The record is from the annotation of a GenBank genome assembly. NCBI's taxonomy places the organism in Eukaryota, Viridiplantae, Streptophyta, Magnoliopsida, Fabales, Fabaceae.
AUGCAGUUCUUUACUCAACCCUCAUCAUGUGUUAUGUGUCUGCUUGCUUCAAAUGAUUCCAGUCUUCAGACAUUAUUGGUCUUUAGAAUUCCCAGUAAUUGGCUCGAGAAUUUCAAAGAUCAGAAACCGAGAAUUACAAGGAUGAAUGCUACUUCUGAACAUUUACUACUCUCAGAGACUUUCAUAGUCUCUAAGGAAACUUCUCAUCAGAUGGUCAAACCUUCUAAAGAAAUUUCUUCAAACUUUCUUCCUCAGACAUUGAAGCCAAAGAAGAAGAUCAGUAAAAAGAAAAUGAAGUCCAACAGAAGAAGAAAACUAAGAUAA